AUGUCUUCCCUAAUUCAUAACCUCGCAAGGUUUUUGGAGAUGAACCGCGACCAAUAUCUGUGGCAUGCUAUUUCCGUGGUUUUUUACUGGUAUAUUGCUAUCGCUAUCCAUGACAUCUUCUUCCACCCUCUAGCACGAUGUCCUGGCCCCUGGAUUUCCAAAUUCUCGCAGCUGCCCAACUUCUAUCAUGCAAUAAAAGGAGACCGACACAUUUGGAUUUGGCAGAACCAUCAGAUCUAUGGAGACAAGGUCCGUAUCCAGCCGAACGAGGUCGUCUUCCUUGCCCCGCAGGCGUCUCGAGAUAUCUAUGGAUCCAAGGCCAAUGUGAGGCGAUCGAAAUCAUAUGAGGCCUGGAAGACUGUAAAAGAGGCCAAUACUAUCUUGACUAUUGAUCCGGCGGCUCAUGCACGAAAGAGAAGGAUACUAAACCAAGCAUUCACAGAGAAGUCAGUCAAGCAUGCCACGGAAUUUGUGAGCGUGCACACCGAACGGUGGAUCGAUCUUAUUUCACAGGAAAAGGACAUCACUACUGAUGAUGGCUGGACCAGAACACGGAAUAUGUCCGACUGGAAUGACUGGCUUGUGUUCGAUAUUCUGGGCGAUAUAUGUUUCGGCCGAUCGUUCGAUAUCAAGGAGCCUGGACCGAAUCCCAUCCGGGUUAUGCCUCGCCUAGUCAUUAAGCAUGUUCAGAUGUUCUACCCAAUUCUCCAAUCUCCCUUCAUGAAGUUCUUCGUCUGGGCCAAACCGAAAGGCCUCGACUAUUUACUGAAAUUAGUCACACCUCAAGAAGUGAAGAACUACUACAAGUUCAUCGGCGACAGUUGCAAGUCUGAGCAAGACUCCAGGCUUGAUAUGUUCCAUUUCUUGUGCAAUGCACGCGAUCCUGUAACCAACGAACCUUACACUGAGAGUGCGCUUCGCGGCGAAGCCGCCAUGCUCAUCGUCGCAGGAUCUGACAGCACCUCCAGCGUCCUUGCCGGAUUCUGGUUUUACAUAUCAAGAAACGAGCGAGCGUACAGGCGCCUGACAGACGAGAUCCGAACCACGUUCACUGCUUCUGAGGAAAUCAAAAGCGGCCCCAAAUUAGCUUCCUGUGUCUACCUCUAUGCUUGCAUAGAUGAGUCGUUGCGUAUGGUGCCUGCUGGACCCAGCGAACUUGCCCGUGAAGUUCUUGCUGGAGGUGCGACCAUCAACGGUGAACACUUCCCGCCAGGCGUAGUAGUUGGAUGUGCUCCUUGGGCCAUGGGUAGAAACGAGCUGAUCUUCGGCGAUUCAACUAAAUUUCGCCCGGAAAGAUAUAUACCUUCAGAGACCACAGGCAUAAGCGUAGAGGACGUCAGCCGAAUCAAAUCUUACUACAACCCAUUCUUGAUAGGACCUGGUAACUGCGCAGGGAAGAACAUCGCGAUGGCAGAGAUUGCCAUCGUUAUUGCGAAGACGUUGUUUCGAGUUGACUUGAGAGCCGUUCCUGGAGAGGAUCUUGGUGCUGGACAUCCCAGUAUGGGGUGGGGGAGGAGAGACGAAAAUCAAUAUCAGGUUGAGGAUGCAUACAUUACUGUUCAUGAGGGUCCAAUGUUGCAAUUCAAAAAACGAAUGGUGUAGUGAUGAGUUG
This is a messenger RNA of Aaosphaeria arxii CBS 175.79, 1612 nucleotides long. RefSeq names its product cytochrome P450. The transcript has 5 exons. Bases 1 to 1602 code for a protein of 533 amino acids. The record is from RefSeq and is a predicted model, not a curated record. Lineage: Eukaryota; Fungi; Ascomycota; Dothideomycetes; Pleosporales. Gene Ontology annotation, molecular function: monooxygenase activity; heme binding; iron ion binding.